Rana temporaria (common frog) is the source of this 3210-nucleotide messenger RNA. RefSeq names its product ring finger protein 157 (gene RNF157). Gene Ontology annotation, biological process: protein ubiquitination. The record is from RefSeq and is a predicted model, not a curated record. Gene Ontology annotation, cellular component: cytoplasm. The transcript has 20 exons. Gene Ontology annotation, molecular function: ubiquitin protein ligase activity. The coding region runs from base 161 to 2197 and encodes 678 amino acids. NCBI's taxonomy places the organism in Eukaryota, Metazoa, Chordata, Amphibia, Anura, Ranidae.
AUAAGCGAGUGGGCGGAGUGGCCAGCGACCCAGUGACGUCACGGAUGUGUUCUGCAGCUGCUGCAGGGACCGGUGUCUGGGAGAGAAGCGGGCAGUGAUUGACAGGUGAGAUGGCCAAUCACUACUAGGAUCCUGCAGCUUCAUCGUCACCCCCGGGAGGAUGGGGGCGCUAACAAGCCGGCAACACGCAGGAGUGGAAGAGGUGGACAUGCCCUCAAGUUCCAUCUACAGAUACCCCCCGAAAUCUGGCAGUUACUUUGCCAGCCACUUUAUCAUGGGUGGAGAGAAGUUUGAAUCCAGCCACCCAGAGGGCUACCUGUUUGGGGAGAACAGUGACCUGAACUUCUUGGGCAGCCGCCCUGUCACGUUUCCAUAUGCUGCACCUUCUCCACAAGAGCCAGUGAAAACGCUGCGCAGUCUGAUCAACAUCCGCAAGGACACGUUGCGUUUAGUAAGGUGUACAGAAGAAAUGAAGGCCAGCAGUGUGGAGGGCAGCCGUCCCAAAGUACAUUAUAAUGUGGAAUUUACGUUUGAUACCGAUGCACGAGUGGCAAUUACUAUCUAUUACCAAGCAACUGAAGAGUUCCAAGGGGGAAUUGCAAGUUACAUUCCUAAGGCCAGCAACCUGCAGUCAGAGACUGUUUACUUCAAGAAAGGUGUCAGCCAGCAAUUUUGCCUUCCAUCACAUAAUGUAGACCCGUCUGAAUGGAGGGAAGAAGAGCUGACGUUUGACCUGGACCGAGAGGUGUAUCCAAUGGUUGUUCAUGCAGUGGUGGAAGAAGGUGAAGAACAUAUCGGUCACUCCCAUGUGCUAAUGGCAACAUUUGAAAGGCAUGCAGACAGUAGCUACUGUGUAAAGCCUCUGAAGCAGAAACAAGUGGUGGAUGGGGUCAGUUAUCUAUUGCAGGAAAUCUAUGGCAUCGAAAAUAAAUAUAAUUCACAUGACUCCAAGGUGACAGAAGAUGAAGUCAGUGACAACAGUGCUGAGUGUGUGGUUUGUCUAUCUGAUGUCCGAGAUACACUUAUUCUGCCAUGCAGACACCUCUGCCUGUGCAAUACAUGUGCAGAUACUCUACGUUACCAGGCCAGCAAUUGCCCUAUCUGCCGACUGCCUUUCCGAGCCCUUCUUCAGAUUCGGGCAAUGAGAAAGCUUCCUGGUCCUCAUUCGCCUGCUGGAUUCAGCCCUAUCAUUGCAGCCCCAACCUCAGACUCUGAAGAGCACACGUCGGCUGAACAUGUUCCCCCUGGGUAUGAGGUGGUUUCCCUCCUGGAAGCUUUGAAUGGACCCCUGACGCCAUCACCAUCUGCCCCUCCAUUGAGGGCUCUAGGGGAAUCUCGGCGGCCUGGCGUGCUCCCAUCAUAUGGCAGCGAUAUUCAGCUCCCCCACCUCCGGAUGCACUCACCUCUGCAGCACCUAUGUGGCAGCCAAGCUCUAAAGCUGAAGAAAAGUAUUUCCAGGUCAAUUUCCCAGAAUUCCUCUGUGUUACAAGAAGAUGAGAUGGAGAAAUCAUUUAGUGAAGCUGAGAUUCGAAGUCCCAGGAAAAAAACACCUCAACUUGCCGAGGAGAAUGGAGCUACCCCGGAGAGCGAAAACCUGACUCUGUCUUCUUCUGGAGCCAUUGACCAGUCUUCCUGCACAGGAACGCCCCUAUCCUCCACCAUCACCUCUCCUGAAGACCCUUUGAGCAGUAGCCUGGCACAGUCCGUAAUGUCCAUGGCCUCGUCCCACAGCCAGCAGUCCCAGCUCAGCACAGACACAGUGUCCUCCAUGUCUGGCUCCUACACAGCUGGCGUGAUGGAGGAAGAGGAGGAGGAGGAAGAGGGGAUCACGCCAUCACCUCCAGUGGCACCCAGCGGUUCCCCAUCAGAAGAGGGAGAGCUAUCACCAGAGGGGCACUUUGUGACUGUGUCUGCAGAUGAAAUGGAUGCAGAGGGAAAUGUCACAGAAGAAGAAUUUGCAUCUCCAGAAGAGGAUGAUGGGCAGAGGACUGGCAGAGAGUGUGACAAUAACAAUGCAGCUCAUGUCACACUGGACGCUCUGGACAAUGUGCGGGGCUCUGAUGGCUGCCUGGCCGAUGGCUGUUACCCUGGGGUUCCUGCACAGAAGAGGAGGCAUCCAUACCAUGCGUCAGACACUUGUAUCUCUCUGCAGGAGGUGGGAGACAGACAAGGUCGUCUGGGUGCUCAAGAUGUGUGAUGACUCUUCUCUCUAAGUCUUGCUGCUUGCCCCAUAGACACCUCUCACAGAGAGGCUCCCACGCCCAUUAAGACGCUCAGGACUCACCACUGACUCUACCCCCAUGCCAGCUUUCAUCUCCUACCUUGUUUCACGCUCCAGCUUUAAGAAGGUCGACAUUUUCACCCACAGCCUUUGCAGGAAGGUGGUUCCUGCCCACUUCACAUUUUGUGUAUGAAUCCUGGACUAGUGGAGCCUGGCACUGGCAAUGCUGAAACAUGCUACUACAUUAUGUAAGCUGUGACAUUGCUGAAUUUGUUCCAGCAGAGAUUGGUGGCAACUAUUCACUGAAAGUGUAUGGUGAAUAUCUGCAAACUAAUACAGCGCCACCUGCUGCGUGCUCAGUAAGUAGCAGUGCCUGUCAUUGUUCGUUGAUGUAAAAGUUGGCAUUGGUGUCAUCAACGGCUGUGCAGCUUAAUGCAGCUACCUGGUAAUGUCCAUUCUAAUCCUCAGGGGGAUGAAGGAAUUAAUAGACAAGAGUGAUUUACCUAAAGCGAAACUCCAGUUUUUAUGGAAAAAAAAAAACACUUUUAGGGCCACUAUACCGAUGGCAAUAAUUUUCAGCAAAUUUUAUUGCGCAUCCUUGCCUGCUUUUGUUCUGUAGCAUUAGAUAUGCUAUGCCAAUGCACUUGCUCACAUCUUUCCAAAUGAGUUCUAAGCAGCAAGUUCUGCUUUUGCUUUAUUCCUGUGAUUUUGUUUGGUUUUGUAAUAAUGAUCAUUGCAUCCCAGAGUACAGCAACGUGUAUAUGUUUUUCACCAAAGAUGACAUUUUUUAUUGCAGUCAACUUAAGGACAUGUCAUGUGGUACCUUCAGGUUUUGUGGGAAGAGCAUUGAACAAGUUACAGAAAGAUGAAUAUAAGAAGAUAACUUGGCAAAAUUAUCCAUAUUGUAGUUAUACAGUACAUGUUUUUUUUUUUUUUUUGCUGAACUGGAGUUUUCUUUCAAUUAUAUGACCUGAGUGUAGAUUGGCUGA